CUCAACUUACUAUAAUUAUUCCUUCGCAUUUAGGAGUGGGGGACAUGGCUACAAGUAGGGAUUGCAUGGAGUGGGGAUACCCGGGAAAUAUAAAAAAAUGUGUUGAUUGUAGCACAUAUACCAGCACCAGCCACCAGUAUCGAGUGGGUAAAACAGAAAGGCUGUUCCAGAGACUGCAUCGGGGAGUGACAAGUGUCAAAGUUUCUCAUGAUAAUUAGGAUUAAAUUAUCAGACAUAAUUAAGAGUUCGACGUGUUUAAAGUUGUUUUGUUUGAAGUGAAACGUUUAAUCUUCAGGGUAUGGCUGGUGAGGAAGAUACAUCACCUUCUCAACACUUAAGUGCGAAAGAAUUGUUGUUGACUCGUGGAAUUCGAGCCCAAGCAUGCGACGAGUACGCGCGAUCGUCCCUAGUUUUACCAAAAUGUGGAGAGAAGUUGUUCGAGCCGAACGGAUCUUGGCUGCAGCAGAAACAGAUCAGUACAAACUUGGAGAAUAUGCGGAACCUUCUGAAAAUUGAGAGAGUGAACAGACUAUCUCAGUUGGCUGUGGCAGAGUGGCUUCCCAAUGAGAAACGGGCCCUUGUAAUCAAGAGAUCUGGUGUCGAGUGGACUAAUUAUGGACUUGAGCUGAACAAGAGUCUUUAUUUAAUGCCUGAGGAGGCCUUGUUGCUUCUAGAGAUGAACUGUUUGGAGUUGAUGUUCAACGGUCUCUCCCUAUCGAUCCAGCAGGCUUAUGAGCUCCUGUUGGACUCCCCCCAUUCUUCUGUCACUCUCUCCGAGUACCGAGUCUUCAGUCACCUCUCGCGAUUGGGGUAUCGGCUCCAACGAUUCCACUACGAUAAAUCCGGGCGUUUCGAGGAUGGCUCGGGCCCAAAGAAAAAGGUAAUCGUUGUUCCCGAGAACGGCCAGUGGAUGACUGACCAGAGAGUCCUUAAAGAGACUCCCGAAAUCACCAAAGAACCCUCAAUAAUCGACACCGACGUGAAAGAGACCCUCAAAACGAUAAUAACUACCAUUGAAAUCGACGAAGCUCCAAACAGCAAUGGAAAUUCCCAAGACUCUGAGGAUGCAAAAAAAUCAAAUUCGAUGAGGCCGGAGAUAGUGUUAGAGGAGACUGUGAUAGACCCGAUAAAAAUCGUCCGAUCAUCAGAUUCUUUAAAUCAGACGCCAAAAUGGACGGCAUCAAGAAUCCAGAGGAACGUCAAGCAAUUGCCCAGACGAAUUGACAAUAAACGAAAGCUGCAGAUGUCCUCAGAAACGGGACCAGACUCAGAUUUUCCCAAUUCUAAAAAAUCCAAGCACGAGGUGAUUGAGCUCUCAGAUGACGAUGUCCAAGAAAUUCCGAUAAUCCCCUCCCGAAUGGACCUGCUGAAUCAAUUUCCGAAUACUGCCAACAAUAACAGAAUUAGGAUAACCAGUGACUGGAUACCUCCCAACGUGAGCCCUCAAAGGACGAUUUAUAAGUGCGACAGAAAGCACCUGGAGAGAGUCAACGAGACUGAUAAAGCUCUGAGGUCGUCAAGAAAGUUUGGACAGGAGCUGACCUCUUAUGCCGACACAAUCGGUGGUGUCAGGUACCCUGGAUCCAACAGGAUUCAGCAGUUGCACCAGAAUUACCGUCAUUAUCAGAAUAGAGGUUUUGGGGUCAACCAGAUUUUCAGGGGCCAGUGCUACCCUGGUAACUGGGUACAACAGAGAUUUGAGCAGAAUGUCAUGGUCAAUCAGAUGAACAUUGGUGGAAUGUUGAACCGAUGGUCGUCUUAUCAGCAGGUUAAUGUAGUGAGGAAUUCGAUGAUGCUGGGAUAUAACAUGGCAGCAGCUACUAUGCGAAAUUCUUGGAAUUUUUUUAAUUCCGUAAUGGGACACACACAGAAUAUCAGGCGAAGGGAGUUGAGGGGGAUUUUCGGGGAACUUCCUAUCACCUCAUGGGGCCCUACGACGGGUUCCGACGGGGACUCUCUGGACGAGGAUGCUGGCGCGUAUCAGCCGUCCUUCGUGAGAAUUCCAGCAUCGUCGUGGUCGGAGCUGAAACGGAAAUGGAGAGACGCUAAGACAAUCACCAUUGAUGGUGAGGAAGACAUGAUGCAUUAUAGUGAAGUGGAGCUCGUUGAAGAGAAUAUCCAGCCACUGGUCGGGGCGAAAAAUGCCGGAACCAUGGCGCAAGUCUUUGACAGACUAAGGAUCAUCAAAUCUGCGGGGGAGAAGACUGUCAGGAAGAAGAGGGGAGAGCAUAAAAUUUCUUACAAGGUUUUUCCGAAUAACACAGUGCACUUCAGGAAGGCCAAUCCAGGAACACCAAUGUUCCAUGUCGUUGUAACGAGCUAUGACAAGCAGUUUGUACAACCCAUAGAGCUCAUCAGACUUCAACAGGACGCUAGGAACUCGUCUAUUGUUUUCGCCGUUGUAUCCGAUUCGUCCACUGUCUAUCUCCAGACUGGAACCAUCUCCCUCCCAAACCUACCCAAUGAACAUUAGUGUCUUUCCCAUUUGUGGGAGUGAAUGCAUCAUUUCUGGAAAUAAACGUAUCUCGUACUACAUUUUCGAUAUCAAGUCGCUUCAUUUUCUUGUCAUUAAUUGAUGUGCCAAUACAAUCAUU
Messenger RNA from Diachasmimorpha longicaudata, 2594 nucleotides. RefSeq lists its product as uncharacterized. NCBI's taxonomy places the organism in Eukaryota, Metazoa, Arthropoda, Insecta, Hymenoptera, Braconidae. The record is from RefSeq and is a predicted model, not a curated record. Gene Ontology annotation, cellular component: tRNA-intron endonuclease complex. Gene Ontology annotation, biological process: tRNA-type intron splice site recognition and cleavage. The transcript is spliced from 4 exons. The coding region runs from base 299 to 2473 and encodes 724 amino acids.